ACGCGGUUCUAUAAAAAUGGCGUCCCAAGAGGACAAAAUUUGGUGAUUUCUAUAAACUGUUCACCCUCCAUAUGAUGUGCAAAACGUCUUUAAAGUAAGAACAAGGGUGAUUAGAUAUGCCACUGAACGUUUUUCGUGGGCUUGUGCGAGGAGCAAGUCGUCGUGUUAUGACUGGCAAGAGAGGAAACAAAAAUUUCUAUAAAGGAAGGGGAGUUAAACCAACAGGAUUCCAUACUAAGAAAGGACAUUACGUAAUAGUUCCGAAGAAAGUGCCAGAAUUUGUGGUCCCGGACCUUACAGAUUUCGAACUGAAACCAUAUGUGUCGUAUCAUUCUCCUAAAGUUGUUUGUCCACCAGCAAAUGAAAGCAGUUUACUACAAGAGGUAGCAAACAAUCUGCAGAAUUUGAAGUUUAAGGAAACACCUUGAUACAUGUUUGAAUGUACGAGGACCGAAAAACACUCAAGCUGUUGUGGUCCGCAGAUAUAUAUAGCAGACAUCUGGGUGUUGUGAACGAUCAAAACAUUGUGGGAAAAACGUUGGCCCUUAAUUGGUUUGGCUUGUUGGGAUCUACCUAAAUUGCUGUGCAUGGGCCGGUUCUUGGAGAAUCUUUUCAAUUCGCGAAGUGAAAUGCAGCAGUUUGGUGUGCAGUGAAAUACAUAUAUAAUUUUUUUUAUCUUA
Dendronephthya gigantea is the source of this 680-nucleotide messenger RNA. Its product is annotated as 39S ribosomal protein L41, mitochondrial-like. The coding region runs from base 117 to 428 and encodes 103 amino acids. The record is from RefSeq and is a predicted model, not a curated record. Lineage: Eukaryota; Metazoa; Cnidaria; Anthozoa; Malacalcyonacea; Nephtheidae. Gene Ontology annotation, molecular function: structural constituent of ribosome. Gene Ontology annotation, cellular component: mitochondrial large ribosomal subunit. Gene Ontology annotation, biological process: translation. The transcript is spliced from 4 exons.